AUGUUUCGAUCGUUAUUAAAAUAUCCAUUGAUUUCUAAUCGAUUAAAACAUACUUUAACAAGACAAGAAAACAAUGGAAAAAAGAAAGUUAUUGUACUAGGUGCUGGAUGGGGUGGAUUUCAAUUUGUUCGAUAUUUAAAUCGAAAAAAAUACGAUGUUACAUUGGUUUCACCACGUAAUCAUUUCCUUUUUACUCCACUUCUACCAUCAACAACUGUUGGUACAUUAGAAUUUCGUUGUAUUAUUGAACCUGUUCGUACACUUUCAAAUUUACAUUAUUAUCAAGCACAUUGUGAUGAAAUAAAUUCGAAAACAAAUCAAAUACAUUGUCGAGAUUUUUUUAAUACAAAUAAAGAAUUUACACUUGAUUUUGAUUAUCUGAUUUGUUGUCAUGGAGCGAAAUCGAAUACAUUUAGUGUACCUGGUGUUGAACAACAUGCAUUCUUUCUUAAACAAUUAUCUGAUGCACGU
Adineta steineri is the source of this 471-nucleotide messenger RNA. The record is from the annotation of a GenBank genome assembly. Lineage: Eukaryota; Metazoa; Rotifera; Eurotatoria; Adinetida; Adinetidae.